AGCGCCGCGAGAACAAUGGCUACUGACCUCUGGCAGCACUGUCUAGCAGCAGUCCAGAAGUUCAGUGCAGUGUCGAUGGGCUGAUAGGCGCAGAGCUAUUCCAAUGCUCUGGCUCCCUCAAAUUGCCCGAUUCUACUGCAAAGCGGCGGCGAGAAAAAUCAUAUGAAGCUUUGCGCAUGGCUGGCACGCGACAGGCAGCUGCUCAUGGUAUGGAUGGUACUGGUGAGGGAGCGAUGCUGGCCACAUGGCUCCUGUGUACGGCCCCUUUGCUUGUCAGUGGGCUCAAAGUGCGCGGGAAGCACGAUUCAAUGGCGAGAGCUUUCUUCGCCCGCUCCGUUGCCUGUCAUUGCGCACUCGUCUGGACUUGCAAUACAGAGGUUUUGAGAAAUUGAGUAGAGC
Molecule: messenger RNA, 399 nt
Organism: Schizophyllum commune H4-8
Lineage: Eukaryota; Fungi; Basidiomycota; Agaricomycetes; Agaricales; Schizophyllaceae
Exons: 1
Coding region: 177-392 (71 amino acids)
Source: RefSeq, a predicted model, not a curated record